GUAAAGGUUGUCGCUCCAGAGCCAGUGAAGAAACCCAUCAAAGCAAAAAAUGUCAUCAAGGAGAUAGAGCUGAUCACCGUGCAGGAGUUCGAAAAGGUCCCUGCAUAUAUGAAGAACCGUCUGACAUACGAACAGAUUAACAGCCUUAUUGAGGAAAUCAACAAGGCUGUUGUGGGAAAAUACAAGAUCAUGCAUCAGCCGCUGAAGAGUCUGAACAAUUUUGCCAAGAAACAGCUUGGACGAUUUAAAGAUGAAGAAUUAAAAGAUACAAAAGAUCAGUUUUUUAUUGUGGAGCAAGAUAUCAAAGAAUUCACUCAGCAGAAGGUGGAUAAAAGAUUCCAUGGAAUGCUGAACAUCCUGCGACAUUGCCAUAGAAUGCGGGAGCUGCGUGGUAAAGGAAUCGUGCGCUAUGUUGUUUGUUAA
Staurois parvus is the source of this 423-nucleotide messenger RNA. The record is from the annotation of a GenBank genome assembly. NCBI's taxonomy places the organism in Eukaryota, Metazoa, Chordata, Amphibia, Anura, Ranidae.